Molecule: messenger RNA, 855 nt
Organism: Aspergillus oryzae RIB40
Lineage: Eukaryota; Fungi; Ascomycota; Eurotiomycetes; Eurotiales; Aspergillaceae
Exons: 2
Coding region: 1-855 (284 amino acids)
Source: RefSeq, a predicted model, not a curated record
AUGACACUUUCUGGUAUCCAAAGCAGCGAUGAACUCCCAGAAACGCCUUGGAAGAAACAACUCGAUAAUGCCCGCGAACAGUUUGACAUAGCCCGUGACCUUGGCGGAUAUACCAUCAGCAGAAUCUGGGGCCUGGCGUCCCAUGACAGUCUUGUUGUGGCAGCUUUUACACUACAUCCAGGAGACACGGUUGAAUAUCGAACUUCUGCAGAGGAGCGAACAAUGCUUGUCUUCUCUCACGCGAAUGCAGAGCUUACGGAACAUGAUGACCUGGCUUUCCCCUAUCCUUUACCAGAUCGAUCACCGGACACCCUGCGCAGAAAAAGGGAGGCUGCUCUGGGAUAUAUUCUCUUCACUGAAGGUGGCGACUACAGCAGACUGGCGUUGAGUCGGAAAAUGCUCUAUGCAGCAGCAUGUUGCGCGAUUGUGGACUCUCAGAAUGACAAGAUAUUGUCUCAGGCUCGAAAAGCUCUGGAGUGGCUAGCAUCAGGUAUAGACGUUGACCUGUCUAAUGAGAUAGGCAAAUGCUCGGCGCCAGGCAGUACGAUAGACGCAAAAACUGCAGAACAGCUGGAGGGUUCAGGCCAACAGAUCUUUGAACAAUGUACUAUAUGCGAUGCAGGGCUCUCUUGGUACUCCGCCGUGGAAGCUCAGUGUGCGGCUGGCCAUCUGUUUGUGCGGUGCGGUGUGACAUUUCUUGCUAUUCAAGAGCCGGGCCUUUCGAAAUUCUGCUCGCGCUGUGGAACAGAAUAUCUCAGUGAGGAUCUUGUGCAUGAUGAACUCAAACACACCUGUCGCAUCCUGUCGGACGUAUUCGACACCUGUAUAUACUGCAGCGGCAAAUUUCAAGCCUAG